GCUAAAGUUUCGUUAUUUCACUACCCUUUUAUUUGAAUUUGAAUUUUAAAUUGGAUUCAGAAGAGUAGUUUUUUUGGGUCUGUGUACUGGGUUAGGCUUACGAUCUGCUCCGCCGUCUUCCGUUGCCGCCGGUGAAAAUGGACAACAUCUUCUCACAGCUCCCACAAGACAUAAUUCACCAGAUCUUCUCUCGAAUCUCACUCCGGCAAGUCAUCAUCUGCCGUUCCGUUUCCAAGAUCCUCAACUCCACCCUUUCCUCCCCUUCCUUCACCCAUCUCCUUGCCACCACUUCCCCUUUCCCUCUUCUCGCCCUCCGCCCUCCCCACCGCCACCACCACCUCUCUCCUUCGCCCCUCCUCCAUCUCUUCGAUCCCAUCCAAACUCAUUGGCUCCAUUUCUCUUUAUCUUUCCUCCCUUUCCCCUCCGCCCAUCCAAUCGCUUCCUCCCUCGGCCUCUUAUACCUCUGGGCUGACUCGCCUUCUUCCGAUUCCAAUAAAUCUCUUGUUGUUUGCAACCCUUUAACUCGACGAUACAAAACCCUCCCACAACUCGGUUCCGCCUGGUCACGACACGGUUCCGUCCUGGUCGGCUCAACCAACAACCGAGUCAUCGUUCUUAACGAACUCGCUGCCCUUUACUAUUCAAACUCAACCAAUACCUGGCUUAAAUUCUCAUCUAAUUUGCCAUCCAAACCCAGAAGUCCGAUUUUCGUUAACGACGCGAUCAUUGCCUUAUGCGAUGUCGGAUCGCCGUGGCGGAGCCAGUGGAAGCUUUUUACUUGUACCCUUCAAAACCUUCAAACAUCUCAACCAUGGAACACCCUUGAAAAACACGAAUGGGGAGAUGUUUUUGACAUCCUGAAACGUCCUCGUUUGUUGAAAGGAUUUGGGAAUACGAUUCUGAUGAUUGGGGGAUUGAAAUCAUCUUUCUCACUCAAUGCCUCAUGUUCCACCAUUUUGAUUCUUAGAUUGGAUUUGGGUACUCUGGAAUGGGGUGAAGCUGGUAGAAUGCCUGUUGAAAUGUUCAGAUGCUUCCAAGAAUCAAGCAAGUUUAAGGUAUUUGGAGGUGGGAAUAGGGUCUGUUUCUCUGCCAAGAGGAUUGGGAGAUUGGCAUUGUGGGAAUCAAAUGAGAGAGGGAAGGAAGAAUGGAGGUGGAUUGAUGGUGUUCCAGGCAAUGGAGACGGUUUGUAUCGAGGGUUCUUGUUCGAUGCUAGACUCGAUGCUUCGCCUUAAUGGAGGUCUGAUUUCCCUUUUAAGCUUUAGCUUUACUUGAAAGUUUUUGAGAUUAUUGACAUUGAUUGCACUUUAAUAAUAUUAUCACAUUAUAGC
This is a messenger RNA of Cynara cardunculus var. scolymus (artichoke), 1328 nucleotides long. RefSeq names its product SKP1-interacting partner 15. Bases 138 to 1232 code for a protein of 364 amino acids. NCBI's taxonomy places the organism in Eukaryota, Viridiplantae, Streptophyta, Magnoliopsida, Asterales, Asteraceae. The record is from RefSeq and is a predicted model, not a curated record. The transcript has a single exon. Gene Ontology annotation, molecular function: protein binding.